Theileria orientalis strain Shintoku is the source of this 2574-nucleotide messenger RNA. RefSeq lists its product as hypothetical. The record is from RefSeq and is a predicted model, not a curated record. Lineage: Eukaryota; Apicomplexa; Aconoidasida; Piroplasmida; Theileriidae. The coding region runs from base 1 to 2574 and encodes 857 amino acids. The transcript is spliced from 4 exons.
AUGGCAUUCUGCUUAAAUAUGAAGUUUAAUGUGUGUUACUUUGACAUUCUGAGAAGGCUAACUCAGAUUGCAUGGCAUAAAAACAGUAUUUCCACCCAUCUGAGAUCAUGUUUCACAACUUUAAGUGGAAAUCAGGUCAAUUACUAUGAUAUAUCUGACAAGAGGGAUCUGACGGAGUCGUCAGCAUUUGAGAAGAAUGACCAGAGAAGGAGCUGGACCAACAGAGACGAUAGCACGAGCGAGGACUAUGUGGACACAAACGACCGGAUUAAACCUCUACAAAGGUCAGUGGCCACCUACAGGACCUGCAAGGUCACGAAUUCAAGGUCAAAGGUCAAUGUAGCCAUAAACAGCAUGGAUGGAGAUGACGUAGUUUCUGGAAUUUGCUACAAUAUUCUUGGAGUUGAGAGUGAUAUGAGCCUUGAGAAUUUGUAUAAUUAUCUGAGGAAUCAGAAUAUCAGCAGGAAGCUGAGUAUGGACCACUGUGUUAAGAUCCUGCUGCUGUACGAUAGGCUUAAUGGCCUUUCGCACGAGAUGAGGAACCUGAUCCAGUCGUAUAUGUAUUUGAACGUGCACAGGUUCACGCCGUUCCAAAUCAUUGCGACCUUUGAGGUCUUUGGGAAGCACCAGGAGAGGUACGAAAACCUUUUAAACCUACUGUGCCUGAUUUUCUAUGACCACAUGAUACCGUUGAUGAAGUGUAAAGAGCCGACCAGUGGUAGCGUUGGGGAACUUGGGAACGUGUUGGACUUUUUAAGGGUUUUGAAGGAUUUCAAGUUUAAAAAGCUGACUGAUGUUUUGUACGGGCACGUCUACGAUAACAUGGAGUCGUUGAGCACGGAUGACAUGAUUGAGGUCUCAAACACGUUUUUCAGAAGUAAAAAGGACGCGAACUUCGUGGAAAUGUAUACGAAGAUGCUCUCACGAAUAUUUAAGAUGCCACUUCUGGAUUUACAAAACUUUGAGAACUAUGUUCAACGGAUCUUGAAAGGAACCAAUAAUGAAGUUUCCGGAGAGAGUGGCAGCUCUAGUACUGCUGCUACGGGUGCCGAUGCUGACACCUCUAACAUACUGUUGGAUGACAUGAAAGCCUUGAAGGCGAUUUUUAACUGCAACUCAGAGUUUUUGAUAUCGUCAGUACAUCACAGAAUAGAGUUUAAAAGGCUAUGGAGGCAUAACAUUGAAACAAACAAUGUGAGUUGGAAGAGUCAAACGAGUUCAAAGGCAAGAGCAUCGGAUUACGCCAGUGUCGCAGUUUAUAUCGACUGCGGAGCUGCAGUUAGCUACACCGUCAACUUUCAGAACCUGUACGGAAAAAUAGAGCACCUUAUUUUGAAUAAGUUUAAGUUCCAGACAUACCCGAGGAUUUAUGUUUGCAACAUCAUAGCGACAGUGUUGGACUACUCAAGGUACUCAAAUGAAGUUAUCGGCGGCGAUGGCAGUGUGUGUGAUGGUAGCAAGGCACACAGUAUUCUGACAAACCUAUACGCACUUCUGAUUGGCCUGAAGGGCGAUUCUGAAAAUACAAUUAAUGAAUUAAAACUAGUAUCACCAAAGACGAUUUUGGACCAUUCGCACGUGCACUUUUAUAAAAUUGACCCUAAAUGCGAGUUUUACAGGGACGAUCAAGUGAAUUACUACAAGCCUCACCUGACAACACACACACUGUCCAGAGGAGAUCACAGACUGUAUUCACUGUUGAUGAGGGUUUUCACGAGCUACAUGAUGGAGAUACCAGAGUCUACGACAAAAAAUGACGGCUUGAGUCUCUGCAAGCUCAUUAGAAACGUUAUACACCCAUUCUACUGCUCAAGGAGAGUGCGCGAGAAGCCGUUUUUAGCAUUGGACAUGUUGCACAUGUCAGGGAACCUAAAUAAGAAGAGUACCAGCGAUUUCAGCAAAAUUGCCGCGGAAUUUGCGGAAAACAUUGAGAAGUCGCUGUCAAAUGGGCUGCUGGGUGAUUUGAUAAGUUUCGCAGAAGCGGCGAUGAAAUGCGUCUCAAAUAUGCUAUCUGAGGAUUUUACACUAAGUGAAAGGGUGCAAGUGCUAAGGACAAUAUCUUCAAUUAGCAUUUGUAACGGGGUACUAGAGCAAGAAAGUAGCAGUAGAGUGAAGGAAUACACAGACUCAACAGAAUACGUGCAUAAAUAUCGACAUAAAUACGCCUGUAUGCCUAUAUAUGCAAAUGUCUGUUCAGAGGAGGAUCGGGAAGAUAGACUCACCGUGGGACACGAUGUGAAGUUGCUCGACUAUAUUUCAGACUCGCUAGCGCUGGGGAGUUCCGACGGAGUAUAUGAGCUUUUGCGGGAGAAUCUGAAGCUGAUAUACCCCCGAAUGGAGUACUUCAGUCUGGAAGAACUCGUUUCACUUUCCAGCUGCAUUUCGUCAUCACUGAAUCACUUUUCGAAGUUGGACCUGGAGGGGCAUGAAAACCUAGAGAGUCUGAGUCAGACUCUGAAGAUACUGAAAAGGGAGUCAAAGGAGCAGUUUUACUCGAAAAGCGCCAUAGAAGAGGAGUUCAACGCGCAAACGACUAGCGUUUAUAAUUUUUUGAUGAUGUACCAUAUAUUUUAA